AUGAGGACCGCACAACAGCCACCGCCGCUGCCUGCUGGCGGCAGUAAUAUGUCAGGGGCCGCUGGUCGACGUGCCAACUUUGGCGCUUCUCUUACUACCACCCCAGCAGACGAGGAUCAAGCUUCAUCCUCACAACCUACCACUCCAACCAGGACCCAAGAUAAUAACGACGACGACCACCAAACCCCCCCCGAAGCCGAAACAUGCUUUAUCUGCGCAGACCCCAUCAGGCUCUACUCGGUCACCCCCUGCGAUCAUCGCACCUGUCACAUCUGUGCUCUCCGUCUCCUCGUCCUCUACAAAAAAGACGAAUGUACAUUCUGCAAGUCCAAAAUAUCCCGUCUCAUCUUCACCUCCUCCCCCUCCAAACCCUUCUCCUCCUUCGCCCCCACCUCCAUCCCUUAUUCCGACAAAAAACUUCCCAUCAGCUUUGAAACCAAAGAUGCCCUCCAAGAAACCGUUCUCCUCCUUCGCUUCAACUGUCCGCACCCCGACUGCCACAUUGCCUGUGCCGGCUGGAAGGUCUACAAAUCCCACGUCAAACGAGAACACAACCGUCUCCUCUGUCAACUCUGCAUCACACACAAACACAUCUUUGCACACGAACAUACACUCCAUACCCAACAGUCCCUAGCAGCCCACCAGAAGGCCGAACAUAGAUUAUGCCAGUACGACAGCUCAUGGUUCUACAGCGACGACGAACUGUUCAGUCAUAUGAGGCAUCGACACGAACAGUGCCAUAUCUGCAAAUCCAGAGGCGGUGAGCAGGAGAGAUGGAAGUAUUACAGGGACUAUGAUAUGUUGGAGAAACAUUUCAAAAGCCAACAUUGGUUGUGCGAGCAUAGCCAAUGUUUGGCCAAGAAAUUCAUUGUCUUUGAGACCGAGCUGGAUUUCAAGGCUCAUCAGGUGCAAGAACAUGCCAACCAGUUAACUACCAGGCAGAGAAGGGAGGCCAUCAGGAUCGACGCUAAUUUUGCCUUUCACGAUGGUCCUGCUCACCAGUCUUGCCGAGCAGCAGUCCUUCCAUCUCGAGCUAAUGCCGCUGCCGCAGCAUCCCGGGCCGACCCAGGGCCUUCAGAACCAAGAGACCUUCUCCCACUAUCCACUCUCGCCUCUCGUACACACCUUCCUGGAGCAAGUCCAGCAAACCACGCUUCACGUCCUGCUAUCUUGCCUUGCAACCUCACCUCCCACUCCACCGCUCAGCCUAUAUGCCCAGACCCACCGCCCACACCAACCGACUCGCGCUCCACCCAAGAAAAACACCAAGCCUAUAUGAACAAAGUGUCCACCGCCCUCUCCGCAUCCCAAUCCCGCAUCACCUCUUUCCGCCAUGCAGUACGACUCUUCAAAAACGGUGAAUCCAGCCCACGAGAUCUCCUUUCCACCCUUUACAGUUUAGUCGGAGGCGAAAUGGACGAUUGUGCUCCCCUCGUCGACGGAUUGCUCGAUUUGCUUGACGACAAGGAUAAGUCGAGAGCUCUGAGCCAAGCUUGGCACCUCUAUCGCCUGGAGAGGACGCAGUUCCCAUCCCUGUCCCACGCCGGUACCUCUACUCCUACUAUCGGUCUCAUCCCAGGCAGUAGCUACGCAGGAGCAAGCAAUCGCCGAGGAGGAGGAGCAAAUCCUAUUCCAAGUAUCAAAAAUCCUUCCACCGGCUCGACUUCUAUUCCAGGAUCGUUAGCCCAUACAAUCGCACACUCUGCUGCCUCCCGAGCCUGCGCACCUUUGACCAAAUGGAAUGCUGCAUCCGCAUCCGUCGCCUCGGGAACUGCAUCGGGGAGUAGUACGCCCAAACCGUUCGUAGCAAAAGUGCACUCCAACUCUUCUCUGGCUCGCACGGCGGACAUGGAUCCCUCUUGCGCCUUCCCCUGUCUACCCACAAACGCAGCAAAAGCGAGUAUCAACGCGCACAAGAAGGCGCUCUUUGCUGCGCGCAAGAGUCCUAGUACAAGUGCGGUGGGUACGCCUAGUGCUGGGUCUGGGGCUAGUACACCUUGCACUCCUCCACCCGUGCCAGGUGCCCGCGACCGGUUGGCCAACUUGAACGCAGUCAACGGCGCUUUGGCUGCCUCUCAGCAACAUCCAGCGGCAAGUGCAAAUGGCUCCCAGCCAGAUCCAGACACGCCAGGAGCGAGGAAAAAGAAAGGAAAGGGCAAGGGUGUUCAAGUGUUGACUUUUGGUGGUGUACAUCGUCGAUAG
Ustilago hordei is the source of this 2202-nucleotide messenger RNA. RefSeq lists its product as uncharacterized. The record is from RefSeq and is a predicted model, not a curated record. NCBI's taxonomy places the organism in Eukaryota, Fungi, Basidiomycota, Ustilaginomycetes, Ustilaginales, Ustilaginaceae. Gene Ontology annotation, biological process: rescue of stalled cytosolic ribosome; protein ubiquitination. The transcript has a single exon. Gene Ontology annotation, molecular function: ribosome binding; ubiquitin protein ligase activity. The coding region runs from base 1 to 2202 and encodes 733 amino acids.